CAAACGAUGACGGCCACGAGCUCGACGAGAUAGCCGUCGUCUCCAGCAAUGCAGACCCGUUGCACGUCAAAUAUGGCAGCGGAAACACGCUAUCUACUACUGUCAACGGGCCCAGGCUUGUGCCAGGAAUAAUCACUACAGGAGGUGGUGGUGGAGGUGCCUGUAUGGUCGGGGAACGAUUAAGUGGAAGCAGCACGCGGUUAAACGUCACGUCUCCAGUGCAGUGCGCCCAUCCCACGUCUGGUUCGCAUAAGACCAGCACAGAAAGCGUGCACAGGGUGCUAAAGAGUGUUUCCAGACAAAGCCUCUUAGAUUUGGUCGGUUGUAAAUUUGGAAUGUCAAAAUCUCGUCAAUCGCACAGCAGCUACCAUCAAGAAGGCUAUUUUUCCACCUCACGUGAUAGCAUUUCCACUUCAAAUUUUAACAGGGCUGCCAAUGUUAGUUCUGCAGCCAGCGAACUGGAUUUGUCUAGGAAAGCUAGAAGAAAAGACUUAAGAGGUCGGCUGAAACUGCCGACUAGCGUAACUUUGGCCAGUUCCGGGGAGGCUCCUCUUCUGGGAGCGUGGCGAAACACGCCGGGCUCGACGGCCGGGACCAACCCCCCAUCCUCCAAUCACCUCAACAGCACGAGCAGCUGCAACGGGACUGAAAGUCGAUACGGAUCUCGUCGAGCUGAGUCGUACAGUUCUCGAUUACGAUCGGGAUCGUCGAAUUGGUCGUUCGUUUUCGAUCCGGCGGGCAGAUUGUGUUACUAUUGGUCCAUGGUGGUGUCCUUAGCUUUCCUUUAUAAUUUUUGGGUCAUUAUUUACCGCUUUGCCUUUAGAGAAAUUGAUGCAAACACACUCCUGGUGUGGUUCUGUUUGGACUACUUCGCCGACUUCCUGUACCUAGUGGACAUCGUGUUCCACUUCCGCACCGGGUACCUGGAGGACGGCGUCCUCCAAACGGACUCGACGAAGCUGCGUAACCAUUACAUGAACUCCACCACCUUCUACAUAGACUGUUUGUGCCUGUUGCCCCUGGACUUUCUAUAUCUGUCCGUCGGCUUCAAUUCCAUCCUUCGAUCAUUCAGACUCGUUAAGAUCUACAGGUUUUGGGCGUUCAUGGACCGAACGGAACGUCACACAAACUACCCGAACCUGUUCAGAUCCAGCAGCCUGAUUCACUACCUCCUAGUCAUAUUCCAUUGGAACGGUUGCGUGUUCCACAUCAUCCUGAAAAACGACGGUUUCGGUUCCAAGAACUGGGUGUACAGCGACAGCGAAAGCACGGACAACGUGAAGGCGUAUCUGCAAAGCUACUACUGGUGCACAUUAGCGCUGACCACCAUCGGCGAUCUGCCUAGGCCUAGAAACAAAUCCGAGUACGUGUUCGUGAUAUUUCAGCUGCUGUUCGGGCUAUUACUGUUUGCGACCGUUAUGGGGCAUGUGGCCAACAUUGUCACCUCAGUGUCGGCGGCAAGAAAAGAGUUUCAGGCCAAGCUGGACGGCGUGAAAACGUACAUGCGCAUGCGCCGCGUACCAAAUCACUUGCAAGUCAAAGUGAUCAAGUGGUUCGACUACCUGUGGCUCACGCAAAAGUGCUCGGACGAAGAGAAGGCCGUCUCCUGUCUUCCGGACAAGCUCAAGGCCGAAAUAGCCAUCAACGUUCACCUGGACACGCUGAAACGGGUCGAGAUCUUCCAGAACACCGAGGCGGGCUUUCUUUGCGAGCUCGUGCUGCGCCUCAGGCCCGUUUUGUUCUCUCCUGGGGACUAUAUAUGUAGAAAAGGGGAAGUGGGUAAGGAAAUGUACAUAGUGAACCGCGGUCGACUGCAAGUGGUGGCCGACAAUGGAAAAACAGUGCUGGCAACUUUGAAGGCCGGCAGCUAUUUUGGAGAGAUAUCGAUAUUAAAUAUGGGCACGGCAGGCAAUCGUCGUACAGCAAGCGUCCGUUCAGUAGGUUACAGCGAUUUAUUCGUUCUCAGUAAAAAGGACAUGUGGGAUGUCCUAAAAGAAUAUCCUGCGGCCAGAGUAAGGCUCGAAGCUAUCGCCGUCAAAAGAUUAGAAAAGUACAAGAGAGCGCCUUUGGAAAAAGCUGCGAUGGGUAGAAGUCAAUCGACACCGGGUCUGGUGGAGUCGAGGGGCAAGAUCGCGUUGGAGGACAUGUGGUUGCCGGCUACGUUGGUAGGACUGACGUCAGCGUUCACGAGGUCGCCUAUGAGCACGCCGCCGCCUCGGCAAACGCCAGACAGCCCCACCGGCUCCACGAGUAGCGGCCGCAGUCACCAUCCAUCGUCGCACGCCAGCCACACGUCACACGCCCGGUCACAAGGUGGAACGACAUGGAAAUGCGACAGCAUGACGCAUCUAGUGUCGGGGAUAGCGACGCCGCUCCUAGAUUCGCGGGAAGCUCUGGAGUCCGAGAUCAAGCGGCUGCAGGAGCGGCUGAACACGGUGGAGACCGAGAACGCGGCAAUGAGCGUGAAAUUGAAUCAGCACCAAUGGGAGCUCGAGAACCGGCUGACCGAGAUCGAGAUGCAGAUCUGCGGAUCGAGGUCCACCUCCAGUCUGGAGGACAACGAGCGGAACAGGGAAAGCUUCAUUUAACAACAAAAUAUGCUGCCUUACCGAAUGCUGCAACCACCCGCCCAAUACGUGUUCGUUCAAUACAUCGUGUAAUGGCAGCAACCGAACAGACUUUUUUCAAAAACUUUUACAGACGAUUUUUAGUGAAUUUUUACUGUUGUCAAAUUGAUACAAAAUAAAGAAACUAUAUGUUUUGUGAACUAAUCGCAACAAUGACUGCCAAAGAGAUCCACCUACAUAAUAUAUUGUAUGUUUAUUAUGACGAGUGUCUCAAAUACGAAAUAUCAUCUUUUAUGACGUCAUAAAAUCCGUAUCAUUAGAUUUGAUUUGAACACGAAAUACCUAUUCUAAAAAACUAUACAACAAAAUUCACUCCUCCUGUAUUAAGUCUUGCUUUUUAUUAAAUAACCAUAAACUAAACACUUCAUGAAUACUAGGAUCGAAUAUUUUUUUACGACACAAAAAAGGAAUUUAUUAAAAAAAAUGUUUUUUAAUAAUUCUGUAACUCAUUGAAAUAGUAUAUUACACUACAAGGGCAGAAAGUGUGAGAUUUCUGCACUGCGCAUCAUGGCGCGCAGUUCAGGGCUCUCACACUGUGUAUACUAUUUUUCUUGCUACCUGGCCGAAAAUACGGGAAAAAAUUAAAUGUGUAUAUCUAAACAUAAUUUGAGGAUAUAUUAGUGUCGUAAUCAGAGUUGCAUAUGUUGAGUACUAGUGCACAAAAUACGUUGUUUCGUCCCCGAUUCCAAUGCAUCAAACGUAAACUUUCUGCCGUGGAAUCGGGGACGAUACAACGUAUUUUCAGUCGAGGUAGUAAGAAAAAUAAUUAUUGUCAAAUUUAACGCUAUACA
Brassicogethes aeneus is the source of this 3418-nucleotide messenger RNA. NCBI's taxonomy places the organism in Eukaryota, Metazoa, Arthropoda, Insecta, Coleoptera, Nitidulidae. The record is from the annotation of a GenBank genome assembly.